ACGAACAGGUCCUGAUGCACAAGUCACGGCAACCCUCGGCGGAGAUGAAGGCGGACUCCGACUGGCUCUGAUUUUUAAAAGCCCUUUUCAUUCAGGAGGUUGGUUGCCAAUGGUUAUCAAUAUGGCAGAGCCGUUAACCCAAGAACCCACCGCUGCAAAAAUGGCGUCACUUAACCGGGUCCGAGCUUUGGCCAUGAUUUUCUUAACUGUCACUGGCUGUUGUGUCACCCCGACAAGUGGCAAGGAAGGGUCCGAGGAGACCGUCAUCAUAGGGCUGCGACUGGAGGACACGGACGACAUUUCCUUUAUGGAUAGGGGGUACCUGCGGGUGAGUGAGCGGUCUCGGGUGAAAUUAAGAGUAUACGGGCAGAACAUCAACAACGAGACCUGGUCCAAAAUUGCUUUCACGGAACAUGAGCGGAGCCGGACGGAGGGGAGCCUUGACAGCUCCUCGGGGGAUAACCAGAGCCAAGAGGACUCGUCUGGCUUACAUCCCUGCGGUAUUAGGACUUCGGAUAUAAUUAUAUUACCAAACAUAAUUCUGAACCGUAAAACGUCCGGAAUAGUUGAAAUUGAGGUCAAACCUCUGCGAAAGACGGAGAGGAGUAAAGCCUAUUACCUUUGCAUCGCCACCGCGACACCGGCCGUUGCAGGGAUGCAUGACCCAUGGACGGAGAACACCUGGAUCUACCACGACGGGGAUGACACCAAAGUGAUAGUGGUGGAGGAGAAAAAGUUUCUGCUGCCUUUCUGGCUCCAGGUUAUUUUCAUCUCCAUGUUGCUUUGCUUGUCGGGUAUGUUCAGCGGCUUGAACCUGGGGCUUAUGGCUCUGGACCCCAUGGAGCUCCAGAUAGUGCAGAACUGCGGCACGGAAAGGGAGAAGAAUUACGCCAAAAAAAUAGAGCCUGUCAGGAGCCAAGGGAAUUACUUGCUUUGCUCGCUCUUGCUCGGGAACGUGUUGGUGAACACCACGCUAACUAUUCUGCUGGAUGAUAUCGCCGGUUCCGGGUUGAUAGCGGUGGUCAUGUCCACCAUAGGAAUAGUGAUUUUUGGAGAAAUCGUGCCACAGGCCAUUUGCUCCAGACACGGCCUCGCUGUCGGUGCAAACACCAUAUUUCUCACUAAGUUCUUCAUGCUGCUCACCUUCCCAGCAUCCUACCCGGUGAGCAAGCUGCUGGACUACCUUCUGGGACAGGAGAUAGGAACCGUGUACAACCGGGAGAAGCUUCUGGAGAUGCUGCGCGUUACGGACCCUUACAACGACCUGGUGAAGGAGGAGCUGAACAUCAUCCAGGGCGCGCUGGAGCUCAGGACUAAGACCGUGGAGGACGUGAUGACACCACUUAGAGAUUGCUUCAUGAUACCAGGGGAUGCCACCCUCGACUUUAACACCAUGUCAGAGAUCAUGAAGAGCGGCUACACGCGCAUCCCGGUCUACGAGGGCGAGAGGUCCAACAUAGUGGAUCUGCUGUUCGUUAAGGAUCUGGCGUUUGUGGACCCGGAUGACUGCACUCCACUCAAAACCAUCACAAAGUUUUACAGCCACCCGUUGCAUUUUGUGUUCAAUGACACAAAGCUGGAUGCAAUGCUGGAGGAGUUUAAAAAAGGUAAAUCCCACCUGGCCAUAGUUCAGAGGGUGAACAACGAGGGCGAGGGAGACCCUUUCUAUGAAGUGCUGGGUAUCGUCACCUUGGAGGACGUCAUUGAAGAAAUCAUAAAGUCAGAGAUCCUGGACGAGACUGACUUGUACACUGACAACAAGACGAAGAAGAAAAUCACCCAUCGGGAAAGGAAGCAGGAUUUCUCGGCCUUCAAGCCUACCGACAACGAAAUGAAGGUUAAAAUAUCACCUCAGCUUCUGCUGGCUACCCUACGUUUCCUAGCAACAGAGGUUGAACCAUUCGCUCCUGUGCAAAUGUCAGAGAGGAUUUUGCUGCGCCUGUUAAAACACCCUAACGUCAUCCAGGAGCUGAAGUACGAUGAGAAGAACAAGCGAGCGGCAGAGCACUACCUCUUCCACAGGAACAAACCUGUGGACUAUUUCAUCCUUGUACUGCAGGGGAGAGUGGAGGUGGAGGCAGGAAAAGAGGGGAUGAAGUUUGAAGCAGGACCGUUCUCCUUCUAUGGAAUGAUGGCGCUGACAGCUUCUCCAGUGCCUUUGUCGCUGUCUCGCACAUUUGUGGUCAGUAGAGCUGAAUCAUUGGCUGGCUCUCCAGAAAACAAAUCUCCUCCACGGCCAUUUGGGCUCAACCACUCGGACUCUCUGAACAGGAGUGAUCGUAUAGAUGCCAUCACCCCAACUCUUGGAAGUAGCAACAACCAGCUCAACUCCUUUCUGCAGAUCUACGUACCGGACUACUCAGUCAGGGCGCGCUCAGACCUGCAAUUUAUAAAGAUAACACGCCAGCAAUACCAGAACGCAGUAAUGGCAUCGCGUAUGGACAAAACGCCACAGUCAACAGACAGUGAGUUCACAAAAAUUGAGCUCACGCUGACAGAGCUACAUGAUGCAGUGGAGACCCCCACUGUUGUUACCACUACAGCCAGCACCACUAGCACCACUCCUGCUGUGUCAGUAGUCGUGGCAAAUGAAACGUCCCACCUGCUCAACCAGCAGCAGAACUGUGUGGGCCUCAGCAGGAGCAACCACAGCACCCACAACGAGGGACCCAUCUAGCCCCCGUUGAGCCUGGUGGAGACCCAGUUCCUCCACUCUGUCUCAUGGACACACACACGGAGCAGUGGUGAAGAUGGAGAUGAGGGAAAUUGGGGAAGCAGAGGCGGGGUGGAGUGAAGGUUCUACUCCAACCAGAAUCCCCAGUCAGUCAGUGAGACCCUUUCAUGGAGGGGCAGUGGGGAGGAUGGGUGCUGCGACACCCUGGACUCCCUCACAUGAACGCUGUCAGAAUCCCUGCUGUACUACACGUCUCUACAGAGGGUGCACUUGAACAGUUUCUGUGGCUGAGCUUCUUUUUGGGACACUUUCAUUGUGAUGACUUGGACCAGAGGACGACAGAGUGCAUGCAAGCCCUGUCCCUUUGCCCUACAUACACACAAACAAAGUCACCCAUGCACACACACACAACAGAGCAACACAGCUGCUGUAUUUCCUCCUCAGGCCAAAGACUUUGGUCCACCCUUUCUUAACUGGACAGAGGCUGUUUUUAUAGGCAUACACAAAAAUAUAUCUCAAAUAGUCACAUUCCCAUACACUGACACACACAAACAUGUAUUCAUCACCCCCACCUGUUCAUCUUUCAGGGAGGCUCAGUCGACUGUUGGUACCAUCAGCAAAGACACAAACCCAAACAAGCAGAGAGCGACGGUUGGUCAAAGACUGCACCAAAAACUGCUUUGAAAUAACUCCUUAAACCACGAACCAAGAAUGUUUUUCUGUAUUUAUUUAUUUUAUAAUAUUGUAUGUAUAUAUGUAUGCGUGAAGACAUGAUAUGAAAUAAAGUGGUAAACGAGCAUGCUCAAGCAUGUACACCAAGAUGUGCGUGGGGCACACGUCAUAUCAAAAAGGACAUGCUACAUAUAUGGAGACAAACAUCCAUUCUUGUAUAUGAGGUGGGGAGGGUUUUACAAAUACAGUAUGUAUAUUACAGAUCUUAUUAUUUUUACUAUUAUUCUAAAUCAGGCUUAUGGUACUCUAUCUUUUUCACCUUAAAACAAAUCACACUAUUGCCUUUAAGAGAAAUCGUUUAAUUAAUUAUUUUAACAAAGUGCAAUGAAAAGCAAUUUAUUUAAGAGAUGAUUAAGAAUAAAAGAAAUUACUGUAUUAUAAAUUGACAGAUAUAUUUGUAUGUACUGUAUGUAUAUGUAUAUUUGUUUUUAAAAUUGCUUAACAGCAGCCAUCCACAAGCAAAAGUGUCCUAAACCAGUCUUUCUUUCUCUUUCUCUUUCAUGUUUUUGCAUCCUUGACCUAAGAUACAAAGUCUAAUAAGAGUUCAUAUGGGAGACAAGAUGCCUGGACCAUUCACAAAAGUGAAGGAAGGCUUUCAGGUGUGAAUGUGUCAAUGUGGCAACUAUGCAUGUGGAGGUUAUGUCCUAUUCUUGUUUUGUUUUUUUUCUUUUUUUCAAUUUUACACAUAAUCAAACUUGAUAAUUGCACAGUAUUAAUGACCUCAUCUAAUAUGUUGAGCAUCAUCAACAUCACAAAAAGUAACCUCGACAUUAAACAUGUCCAUGAAUGAUACACAGCUAUGCUCUCCCACGGUUUGUGUGUCAACGUCCUUUUUUUCUUUCUUGCUUGUGUGUAACCUGCAUGUUUGUUUUGACAGAUGCUCCAGAGCAUUACGCUACUUCCAGACAGCAGUGAAUGUGAAAGAGACAAGACUUUGCUUGUUUUGGCCCCCCACACAAUAUAGACCAUAUUCUGUACUUUAUAAAUCUUGAAUUUAUUAUGAAUACAACUGAAAAUAUUCAUAAAUACUGGCUACUAUUAAAGUAAUAUUUAUUUUGAUAGGAUUUUAUCAAAGAACUGUAGCCUUUGCAUGCUUUCCACAAUUUCAAGAAAAAAGAGAAACAUUUGGCUCAAAAAAUUCUGUGCCACUCUGUCUCUAUUUUUAAAAUGCAGAUACAACUAGCAGCCUGUUAGCUUAGCCUAGCAUGAAACUGGUAACAGGGGAGACCCCUAGCUAGCUUAUCAAGGUUAUUAAUAACUCAAAUUACUCCACAAGUCCAUAUUUCAUGGCGGUGUUAUGGUCUGGCAAACUUAUUUUUGUACACUUUGUGUUUGCUGUAUGGUUCACUGUACCUUGUUAUGUCAUAAAUCCAAAAAGACUGGAUUUUACAGUUAGUUAUAGACUUAAUUUUAAGACUAAUCCAAGCCUAAUUUUCUUUUUUCUUUGUUGCCUUGUUUUUUUCUACUUCUUUUUUGAUUCAAUGACAGCAGUUAGAGUGCCUUAACUUUUUAAAAAUUAAAUUGUGUUGUUUCUCCCUGUUUUUUCAGUCUUUAUGCUGAGCAAGGCUACAGCUCCAUCUUUACAUUAUGUGCGCAGAUGUCAAACUAUUUUUAAGGUUUGUUUUUGUUUGUUUCUUUUUUUUUUUACUUUAGUACCUUCUUUGCCCUCGUUGUUUUACCUCACUAAGUCGUUAAAGCGUACUGAAGUACUGUAUGAGUGCUGAUUGUGUCCCCUGCAAAACUCUUCAUGCAAAAUAAUUCACUUAUAUCAAAGCUGUAGGGACAUAUAUUAUAGUUCAAUAACAAAAACAUGACAUUGAUUUAACCUUGAGACCUGUAUUUCCAUAGUACUGUAUAUGUACUUUAUGCUGGCAGUUCAUUGCCAUCAGAGGCUCCAAUGCCUUUCUUUUUUUUAACUCAAUUGCAGUUUGCAACCACUGGUGGUCGCUGUUUCCAAACUUAAACCAAUAUGCACAUGUCUGAAAACAGCACACAGACAAAAAGCCCCUCCAUCUGCUUAGCCUUAAGGGGAGUCUCUGUUGUGCAACCAGACACGGAAGAUGUGUACUUUGUUUGCAGCUGUGUUCACUGUUUUUCAUUGUUUACUUGAAAGUGCUCCUAUGCAGCAGGCCCGCUCUGCUCUGCAGGGACAAUCACUCCAGAGACAAAGCGCUGAAUGAUGAUCAGAUUGUAGAAGUCUGCUAGUGACUCUCAUACUCUGCCCUGCUUUACACAGUGCCUGGCGGGGAAUAAGAGGCAUGGUGACAUUUUUAAAGUCCAGGAAACACUGGGUGAAGCAUCAGCUGGGACUAAGUUAUUUCAAUAAUCUGUUAUACACCACUUACAUAGGGUUGUCACUAUUUGUUUCCCAAACUCUUUUAUCUUCCUCUGGGCACAUAUUCCUUUCAUUAUGUGAAUGCUUUGCAGGUCUGUUUAACUGCUCUUUUGUCAAUCCCAAUGCUGCUACUGUACAAAUGUGCUGUCCAUAAUUCUUCUUCUACCUGAAAACAACAUUCCCAUUGCCUCCACCAGCUGGUGGUUUAAUAAAAAAGUGAA
Molecule: messenger RNA, 5962 nt
Organism: Cheilinus undulatus (humphead wrasse)
Lineage: Eukaryota; Metazoa; Chordata; Actinopteri; Labriformes; Labridae
Gene: cnnm2b
Product: cyclin and CBS domain divalent metal cation transport mediator 2b
Exons: 8
Coding region: 110-2677 (855 amino acids)
Biological process (GO): transport; magnesium ion homeostasis
Cellular component (GO): plasma membrane
Molecular function (GO): magnesium ion transmembrane transporter activity
Source: RefSeq, a predicted model, not a curated record